This is a messenger RNA of Cantharellus anzutake, 1236 nucleotides long. RefSeq lists its product as uncharacterized. The record is from RefSeq and is a predicted model, not a curated record. NCBI's taxonomy places the organism in Eukaryota, Fungi, Basidiomycota, Agaricomycetes, Cantharellales, Hydnaceae. The transcript has a single exon. Bases 90 to 1163 code for a protein of 357 amino acids.
CCGAGAAAGACCCAGACAAGGUCUCAGGCACGAAUCAGAGUGCGGGGGCCCGAGUACGCAAGUCCGAAUUGACUCAAGUGGUCGAUUACAUGUCAGCCGCCGAGUUCCAGGUUGACCCACACCCGCUAGAAAUGCUAGGGCGCUCUCCCAUCGUUCAAGGAGACACUGUAGUCGUCAGAGAGACCACAGACAUGGCAUCCGAGUUAAGCAAGCAAGACGUCGAGCCUAAAGAGCUUAGGCCUCACGGCCUCGAUCCAAACGCGAUUACAGACUAUGUUGAAUACAUGGUGGCUUUGAAGGUCGGGGACGCGAGUGCGGACCACGCAUUGGAGUUUUUCCGCCAGUCAGAGGAUCCUCAUCCAGGGAGACCGAACAUGUAUAUUGUGAUUCCGCGGGUACGAGAGCAUGAGGUCAAAGAGCUGAGGCCUCCUGGCCUCAGCGACGAGCUCAUCAGCGAAGUUCCAGAUGAGGGAGCUGUUGAGGCCACGCGAGUUCCGGCCUUGGAUCGUGAGAUUACCGUGAACGACAAGCGUCCAACUCGAACCAGGGAGUCCGGGGUCGAGUCGCGAGUCGUUUGGAUAGCGAAUACGGAGUUGUGUGCCAAAGCAAGUGAGAUCAGUAACAGCCCACACGAGUCAGCGAUGGGAGUGAAAACGAGACAUACCGUUGUUCCUAAUCCCCCUAUUCGACCGUUGGAUCUCCAAGAGGCGGCAUGCGCGGAAAAGAAGAGGUCGAGGCGGUGCGAAGUUGCUGGAUGUUGGAUAUGGACUCGGAGACUUGACGAAGUCCAGAACGGUCAGAACAGAUCGGAUCGAGACAUCAGCGGCCAAGUUGGCACCCUGGAACAGGUUUUGUGGCCUGGAACGACGGACUAUGGGACGAGUGUCGAGUGUUCCGCAAACGUUGACAAAGAUCGCAGGCGUGUUUCAGACAAGACGCCAUCAGUGAGCCGAGAGGUCACAGAUAAAGAGUCCAGGCCUCCCUAUCGCUCAAGUGCGCAUACGAGCCACUCCAAGCCUCGGCUGGACUUAGAACCGAAGUGUCGGCGCCACACGUCCGAAGUGCUGAGACUUACUUCAGCAGCGCUGCUGGAUGAGCUUCAUAUCGCGGCUAUUGAUGUAGGCGAACAUGCGUCCAGAGUGUGGAGGAAGAAGCCUCCCUGAUGAUGUUAGUCCCCAGGAUUUGUGGAUUGAGCACGAUGCUGCUGGUUUCAUUUAGGAUAUCGUGAGGGACCAC